AUGGUUCAAACCGUGCCUCCCAACCUUGAUAAUAUUCAAGGCGAUAUCUGGCCUGGUCUGUCGAAGAAGUACGAGCAGUUCUUCUUCUUCCAGAUCACUUCUCCCGAUGCCUUCAAGCCGAGUCUGAAAAGACUCCUGGAUGCUAAGAAGAUUACGACGUCGAAUGAUGCUCUGAAUAACAGGAAGAAAAUACAUGAGCUUAAGACCUUGAAGCCGGGUGAAAUGCACGAUGUUGCGGCGCUCUUCCCCGAGGCCGUCGGCGGCUUCAAAGAUGAUCCCUAUAUCAAGGGAAUGCAAGGGGAUUUGGUAAACGAAGGCAGAGACAGAAUCGAGGAGUGGGAUGAUGCCUUCAAGGAUGGUGGCGUUGAAGGUGUAUUCUUUGUUUGCGGCACUGAAAAGAAGGUCAAAGAGACCACCGCAGAACUUGCUAAGGAUUACUUCAAUGAAGCCCAUGGAAUUAAACACGUCAUUACCAUUGAUGGACGGCAGCGAGAUGGUGAGAUGGCAAAGCAUGAGCACUUCGGCUUCUUGGACUCCAUUUCGCAGCCUCGGUUGACCAACUUCGACGAGAAGUGCCAGGAGGGCGAUGGCAACUACCAAUUUAUGUGUCGUCCUGGUCGCAUCAUCCUGGGACACGAUGGAGAUAUGGACAACGAGAAGAAGCUCAUGCACCCGGACUGGGCCACAGAUGGCAGCUAUCUCGUCAUCCGUAAAUACCAGCAAUUUGUCCCUGAGUUCAACAAGUAUUUGAAGGAGGAGUCUCAGAGGCUCCAUUUUACUGAAGAUCAGCUGGGAGCUCGACUGAUGGGUCGCUGGAAGAGCGGUUGCCCUGUUGAACUGCACCCCGAUCAGGACAACCCAGCCGCUGCCAGAAUGAACGAGUUCAACUACCCCACUGACAGCCACAAGAACUGUCCAUUUGCUUCACACAUGCGCAAGGUCAAGCCCCGUAGCAUCGUCAGCGAUAGAGACAUGAACGAUAUCAUGCGUCGUGGUAUCCCCUAUGGCCCAGAAGUGGAACCCGAUGAGACCGAGACCAAGCUAGACCGAGGUCUCAUGUUUACAUGCUACCAGUCCAGUAUUUCCAACGGCUUCCAGUUCCUGCAAAGAAGCUGGAUCAACCUGAAUACUUUCCCAGAUGAGAAGUGGAAUUACACUGGUGGCGAAAACCCAGGACAAGAUUGUAUCGUCGGCCAGCUUAUCAAGCGGCCGCAGAAGCCCAAGCACCAUGUGCUUACCACGGCUAUCACCAAUGGCAAGGGAGAGCACAGUACCACCAGCUACAAGCCCUUUAUCCAGGCCCAUGGUGGAGAUUACUUCUUCUCUCCAUCUAUCAGUCUUCUUCAGACUAUGGCCAAGCCUAAUCCCGUCUAA
Messenger RNA from Penicillium longicatenatum, 1374 nucleotides. Its product is annotated as Dyp-type peroxidase. Bases 1 to 1374 code for a protein of 457 amino acids. Gene Ontology annotation, cellular component: cytosol. The transcript is spliced from 8 exons. NCBI's taxonomy places the organism in Eukaryota, Fungi, Ascomycota, Eurotiomycetes, Eurotiales, Aspergillaceae. Gene Ontology annotation, molecular function: peroxidase activity; heme binding. The record is from RefSeq and is a predicted model, not a curated record.